AUGAUUUAUUUUUCCAACAAGUUCCCUCAGGGAGAUCCACAGACACUGUUACAGCAGUUACACCUCUACAGCAAAGACAAAAGACAUCCCCAUCUUGCCCACUUUCUCAAAGAAGCAACUGCAGUCGUUCAUGACAAGGUUGAAAAGCUCCCUCUUGACCCCAGACAGCUGGUUCCUCAUUUUGAGUCAGUUCAGAGCUUAGCAGCAGACAGCACACUGCAGCGUGGCGUGUUGUACUACAAGACUACGCCGACCUGGUUUAACUCUUCCGACAAUACUUUACUCGCAGGUCUAGGUCUUAGCCUUCUCGCCUCCACGGCCGUCUCACUUGCACAAACAUUGGAAGUCCUCCCUUUGACAGGUUCAGAGGUAAUUCGUAUCGCCUUUCGCCUGGGUUCCUUAGUGACUGGAGCAUAUGUCGUUCACGGUGCUACCCCCAACAAAGUCCAGCAAGAGCUAGACAACAUUUAUUGUCGACAGCAAACUCCCAAAGCAGCCAAGGUCUUCGUCAGCGCAAAAGGCAGGACAUCAGUCACUGUGAGCAGGCCUCCGUCGCGGAUCAAAGAACUCUUCCAUACUUCAGCCUUCUUUAGAAGUCAAGAGUACAUCCCGCUGCCUAUAUAUGGAGGCCUUUGCCACGCACCUCACGUGUACACUCAACAAGAUGCUGCUCAAGUCGUUGGCUCUUCUGGUCUAGGAGAAGAGCUCUUCUCGCUAGUGCCCGUUCUGGCACCUAGUACUGGUGCCCCAUUCCUCAGAGGAAGCGCCAACCAGCUUUUCAAAGACGUCGACAGGGUCAUUGACAAUGCGUCUGGGAAUCUUGGCAAGGAACAGUCUCAAGUAAUCAAACUAAUAGUCUUUGGCACUUCUUUGCCAGCCCAGGACCUCCAAACAGCUUUAGACAGGGGAGGAGUAGAGAUAUCUGUCAACUUUAGGUCCUCUCAAGACUCUAAGAUUGCAAUUAUGGGCAUAUCUUGCAGACUGCCAGGGGGCGCCAUAGACACGGAUACGUUAUGGGGUCUUCUUGAAAAGGGGCUCAACGUGCAUCGUGUGAUACCGCCGAGCCGCUUUGACAUGGAGUCGCACUACGACGCUGAACAUAAGAAGGUCAACGCCAGCCAUACGCAGUACAGCUGCUUCGUCGAUGAUCCAGGCUUCUUCGACGCCAGAUUCUUCAACAUUUCUCCAAGGGAAGCGGAACAGACGGACCCAAUGCAGCGAUUGGCUCUCGUGACUGCCUUUGAAGCCCUUGAAAGGGCUGGCUUUGUUGCUGGCCGUACCGACUCUUCCCAUGCCGCGCAGGCUAGUGAUGAUUAUCAAGAGGUCAACACAGCUCAGGAGAUUAGCACGUAUUUUAUACGUAUUAGCUGCCGCGCUUUUGGCCCAGGCCACAUCAAUUACUUCCUCAAGUUCUCAGGGCCAAGUUUUAGCUGCAACACAGCCCGUUCUUCAAGCCUGGCGACUAUCCAGGCUGCCUGUACGGCUCUCUGGAAUGGCGAGGUCAAUACUGUCGUGGCCGGCGGCAUGAACAUCCUCACCAACUCGGACGCCUUCGCCAGCCUCAGCAAAGAGCAUUUCCUCACCAAGACGCCCAAUGCUUGUAAGACAUGGGACAUUGGCGCAGACAGCUACUGUCGCGCCGAUGGAGUCGUCUCCUUCGUGAUGAAGCAACUGGAAGACACCGAAAAGAAUAACGAUAACAUCCUAGGAAUCAUCCUUUCCGCCGCAACAAACCACUCCGCCAAUGCCGUGUCGAUCACACAUCCCCACGCAUACUCACAGGCUUUUCAUUAUCGAAAGGUGCUGGAGAGGGCCAGGGUAGAUACUAUCGACGUGAGCUACAUCAAAGCGCACAGUACCGGCACGCAGGCUGGCGACAUCCAAGAACUCACGUCCCUCACUGACGUCUUCGCACCUCUCUCGACGAAGCGUCAACCCUUAAAGCAGCCACUUCAUAUUGGAGCCGUGAAGUCCAAUGUAGGCCACAGUAAAGCUGUAGCCGGAGCUACGGCUUUGUUGAAGGUGCUGCUCAUGUUUAGACAAGACAUAAUACCACCACACAUGGGAAUCAAGACAGCUCUCAACCCUAAACUCCCUGCGCACAUGGACCAACAAAACUUACGCGUUCCCUUGGAGGCAACUUCGUGGCCCAGGAUGCCAGAUCGCAAGCGCCUCGCAAUGGUGAACAGCUUCAGCGCAGCCGGCGGCAACACAUCACUUCUGCUAGAAGAAGGUACCGCGACCAGCCCCGGCCGAUCAACAACAGAGGCAGACCCCCGGCCGACCCAUAUCGCCGUCAUCUCAGCAAAGAGCAAACCUUCAUUGAAAGGCAACAUUGAGCGCCUGCUUUUGUACCUUGAGAAACACCCUGCAGUGAGCCUAGCAGACUUGGCUUACACCACCACUGCCCACCGUCAACAUUACAACCACAGGCUCACGUUCCACGCUGCAGACGUUGCCAGGCUUCAGGCACAGCUACUCACGAGCCUGAAGCAGCAGAUCGACUCCCACCGUCCAGUCUCAAGCAGUCUCGUCCCCUCCGUCGCUUUCACCUUUACCAGCCAGGGCGCAUCAUACAAGUCUUCAAACUUACAGCUGUUCCACCACUCCCCCAUGCUCACGCUCAACGCCCUGGCAAAGCAGCUUGGCUUCCCGUCCUUCAUCUCGACAAUUGACGGCAGCCAUAACAAGGAUCACAACCAGAGCGCAGAAAUCGCGCUUGCCAAGCCAGAUGUUGUCCUUGGCCACAGUUUAGGCGAAUACGCAGCUCUCUGCAUUGCAGGCGUCAUCUCAGCAAGCGACGCCAUCUGCCUCGCAGACAAGCAGGCAGAGAUGCUACAAGAGAAAUGCCAGGCUGGGAGCCACAGCAUGCUGGCCAUGCGAGCAGCUGUGGACAAUAUUAAAGAUGCGGCAGGAGACCUUCCUUAUAAGAUUGCCUACAUCAACAGUCCCAAGGGUACUUGGCACAAGCUGGACGCCGGUCAUCACUGCGCCACGAUCGACGUGCCGUUCGCUUUUCACUCUGCACAAACCGACCCCGCCCUCCAAGACUUUGAAACUCUUGCCCAAGAAGGCGUCAUCUUUCGCAAACCCAGAAUCCCCGUUAUUUCGCCACUUCUCGCCAGCAUUAUAUACAAUAGCAAGACUAUGGACAGCACAUAUCUGCAAAAGGCAACAAGAGAGACCUGUGACUUUCUCAGGGCCGCUCUAGAGAUUAGGGUCAUCAACAAAGACAUGUUCUGGAUCAAGAUGGGACCCCAUUCGGCGACUCUCGGCCCAUCUUGCGUUACUGUUUCUUCCCUCAGACGUAGAGAAGACAACUGGACUACCCUUGCCAAGAGUCUUGCUACGUUACAUUCUGCUGGUCUUGAGGUUCAAUGGAACGAAUUCCAUCGCCCCCGACUGAGGCUCCUGGACUUACCUACGUACAGCUGGAACAACAAGAACUACUGGAUUCAGUAUAACGGGAGCAACAUGUUCUACGAGGAUGCGAGGCAAACCAGAGUAGCGCCGCUGUCGCCAGUGGUAUCGUCUUUCCGGACUUCGCUUGUCCAGGCCAUCAUCCGCAAGGAGUUUUACGGCACGUCCGGUACCGUAACAAUGCAGUCUGAUCUCAUGUCUGCGGACUUUUUUGCCGCAGCUCACGGCCACAGCAUAAACAGAUGCAGCGUGGUCACCUCAUCCAUACACGCAGAUAUCGCUUACACGCUCGGCGAUCCCGUCAAGUACGAACAUCUCAACAUCGCCAACUUGAAAGUCGCAAAAGGCCUCGUUGCGCAGAUCAACACUUCACAACCACAGCUCAUCCACGUCACCGCAAGCACCAGCAACAUUAACGACAGUAUCAGGGUAGAAUGGCACAAUGUGGGCAGCAACGGCGCAAUAACGGAGUCAGAGCCCUUUACCACAGCCACCGUGCUCUGCAGUAAUGCCUAUGAAUGGCUUAGAUCCUGGGCUGCCAUCACACACCUUGUCAAAAGCCGCAUAGAGACCCUGCAAGACAUGGCGCAAAAGGGCCAAGCCACGCAGUUCUCUCGCAAAAUGGCCUACAGUCUCUUCGCCUCAAGCCUCGUUAACUACACGGACAAGUACCGCAGAAUACACUCGGUCGUCAUGCACGAGUUCAAGGCCUUUGCAGACGUCCGGCUUACCACGGAGGAGGGGGGCAGCGUCUGGACUGUGCCUCCCUACUUCAUCAAUAGCGUCGCUCACCUGGCCAGGUUCGUGAUAAACGUCACCAAUGCCCACAACACAGUGAAUCAUUUCUGCGUUACGCCCAGCUGGCAGUCUAUGCUCCUGGCAAGGCCGCUCAUGGCCAGGGAGCAGUAUCAAUCGUAUAUCAAGAUGAUUCCGUCUCAGGAUGACGAUGGUGUCUUCUUCAGGGACAUGUACAUCAUGAGAGAGGGGGAGAUCAUUGGCGUAGUUGGGGGCAUUCAAUUUCGGCGGUAUCUGAGAAUCCUUCUCAGUCGUUUCUUCUCUCCCCCAGAUUCCGUCAACAUUACCGCCAAAUCGGUUGCCUUAUUACAGAGACACUCUUCGCUAAAGGAAAAUUCCCCUUGCCCAGCGUCAUCAACUGCUACUUGCAAUAAGCAGGCCUUAUUAGGCGGAACGCAAAGCCCAGGCUCUACUUUAGCCGCCCUGUCCAUCAACUCAUCGUCCAGGCCUUCAAGCAUCACCUCAUCCGUGAGCAAAGCAGUAAGGGGUGAGACUCCCGCGACGGAAACAGACCAAGGGUCAGAAAGUACGCCGCCGGCUUCCAAAGACCCCAGCAGCAUUGUAGCCAAAGCAACACUUAUCAUUGCUAGCCAGACAGGCAUUGAUGUUGCAGACUUAAGCAAUAAUACAAGGCUUAGGGACGUUGGCGUGGACAGCCUCAUGAGUCUAGUCAUUACUGAGAUGUUUUGUAGGGAGCUUGAUAUUACAGUAAAUAGUAGUUUGUUUUUGGAGUAUCUGACUUUAGGUGCUCUCAAGGGGUAG
Colletotrichum navitas is the source of this 4977-nucleotide messenger RNA. Its product is annotated as putative polyketide synthase. The transcript has 19 exons. Gene Ontology annotation, molecular function: fatty acid synthase activity. NCBI's taxonomy places the organism in Eukaryota, Fungi, Ascomycota, Sordariomycetes, Glomerellales, Glomerellaceae. Gene Ontology annotation, biological process: fatty acid biosynthetic process; secondary metabolite biosynthetic process. The record is from RefSeq and is a predicted model, not a curated record. The coding region runs from base 1 to 4977 and encodes 1658 amino acids.